This is a messenger RNA of Puccinia graminis f. sp. tritici CRL 75-36-700-3, 204 nucleotides long. RefSeq lists its product as uncharacterized. The transcript has a single exon. The record is from RefSeq and is a predicted model, not a curated record. Bases 1 to 204 code for a protein of 67 amino acids. NCBI's taxonomy places the organism in Eukaryota, Fungi, Basidiomycota, Pucciniomycetes, Pucciniales, Pucciniaceae.
AUGGAAGGCUUCAUAUCGGCAUACCUUGAAGUUUUUGGAGGCACCGACCGGGUAGCUGCACGCAACAAAUUGAAAGGUUGCAAACAGCAUUUCAGAGCCUCAAUUACACGUGUCAAGCGCAAUCGGGCGGUGAUCCAGGCUGAUGAGGUUGUGAGUGAAUUUUCAUCUCAUCACAUUCCGCCAUAUAACCCCCAAGCAUUCUGA